AUGCUUAAAUUAACUAGAAAUUUUUCUAAAUUUUUAUUAUUAUUAUUUCUACAAUUUCCAAUUUUAAUUUUUACUUCUGAAUUAACAAGAUGUUGUUCUGGUGGUAGUAGACAUUUUAAAGAAACAAAUUCAUGUCAUGCAAUAAGAUCAGAAGGUUCAUCAAUAACAUGUUCACGAACAGCAUCAAUAUGUUGUUUAAGAGCAAUGUUAGAUAAUAGUUGUAUACUUGGUCUAAAAAAUGCUCAAGAAUUUGAAUAUUGUCCUGCUGAUAAAAAUGAACUUGGUGCAGCAAUAAAAAAAGAAUGUUGUGAUUGUUGUUUGCUUGCUAAAGAUCUUACUGAUAGAGGAGAAAAAUGUGUUGCACCAAUAGGUUUUAGUACACCAUGUUUAUCUAGUUUUAAUAAAUGUUGUGGAAAUACAACUUCUAAUAAUAUUUUUGAAAAAAAUAUGGAAAAAGAAGAGACAAGAUUAAAUAAAAUUUCAAAAAAUAAUCAAAAAGAUAGAUGUAAAAAUUCUAAAUGUGAACAUUUUUGUAAUGAUCGUCGUGAUGAUGAAGUUGAAUGUUCAUGUAAACCUGGAUAUGAUUUAGCUCCUGAUGGUUUUACAUGUAUAGAUAUGCUUGAAAAGAUAAACAAAAAUGAUAUAUCUGUAACAAAUUUAAAAUAUGAAAAAAGGGAAAAUUUUUAUAACAAAAAUUGUUCUACUGGAUUUAUAGCAAAUCCAUUUGGAAGAUGUGUUGAUAUUAAUGAAUGUGAUACAUUUUUUCAUGUAUGUUUUUUACCAAAUACUCAAUGUCUUAAUGUCCCAGGUUCAUAUUCAUGUGUCUGUUUGCCAGGUUAUUAUUGGAGUGAUAUAGGAAAUGCUUGUUUAGAUAUUGAUGAAUGCUUGUUACUUCUUGAUGAUUGUCUUGAAUCUCAAAGAUGUCUUAAUACUCCAGGAUCAUUCAAAUGUAUUAGAACAUUAAGUUGUGGUACUGGUUAUGCUUUAGAUAGUGAAACUGAAUUAUGCAUGGAUGUUGAUGAAUGUAAUUUAGGAUCACAUGAUUGCGGUGCAAUGUAUACAUGUAGAAAUAUUCAAGGAUCAUAUAGAUGUGAUCCAAAAAAAUGUGCUUCUGAUGAAGUUAUGAAUCCAAAAACUGGUGAAUGUGUUUCUAUUACUUGUCCAUUAGGUUAUCUUGCAAAAGAAAGUAAAUGUCAAGAUAUAAAUGAAUGUUUAACUCCUGGUGUAUGUAAACCAUAUGAAGAAUGUAUUAAUACUCCUGGAAGUUAUAGAUGUCAAGAAGUAGGAAAUUUAUGUGAACCAGGUACACGUGUUGAUAAACAUACAGGAUUUUGUCAAGAUAUUGAUGAAUGUAGUGAAGGAACACAUACAUGUGGUAGUCAAGAAUGUAUUAAUACAGUUGGUUCAUAUAAAUGUAUUUGUAAAGCUGGUUAUGAAUUUAAUAAAACAUCAUUACUUUGUGAAGAUAUAAAUGAAUGUGAAAAAUAUAAAGGACAUGUUUGUUCAUUACAUGCAGUAUGUGAAAAUACAAUUGGAUCAUUUAAAUGUCAUUGUAAUCCAGGUUAUGAAUCUGCUGGUGAUGGUAAAAAUUGUGUUGAUGUAGAUGAAUGUAGUUUAGGUAUUGGAAAUUGUCAACAAAGAUGUAUCAAUACACCAGGAAGUUUUCAGUGUGUUUGUGAUAGAGGUUACCAACUUAAAUCUGAUAAUACUACAUGUGAAGAUAUUGAUGAAUGUGCAUCAUAUGCAAAUACAGGUAAUGAAUUAUGUAUGGGUGGAUGUGUUAAUACAAUUGGAUCAUUUAAAUGUAAUUGUCCACCUGGUUAUAGUGUUAUGGAAGAUGGUAUUGUAUGUAAAGAUAUUGAUGAAUGUGCUGAAAAAAAAUGUCCAAAAGAUAAUAUAUGUGUUAAUACUCUUGGAAGUUAUAAAUGCCAUAAAAUAAAAUGUCCAAGAAAUUAUUAUCAUGAUAAACAUAAUAAAAAUCGUUGUUUACGUUCAAAUGAUGCAUGUCGUGGUUUAUCCACUUCUCAAUGUAAAAAAAUUCCUUUACAUAUAACAUGGCAAUAUAUGGCAAUACCAAAGCAUGUAAAUAUAUCAUUGUCAAGAACAUCAAUUAUUCUUUUUUCUUUAAAAGGUCCAUCAAAUGCUAAUAAUCAUGUUCAGUAUGAGUUAAAUGUUAAAGAUGUAUUAACAGAUAAAGAGCAUGUUAUUCCUGCUGUACGAUCCAAUUUUUUAAUACAAAAAGGUAAUCAUAUAAAUUCAGCAGUUGUAUCACUUAGAGAUUCACUAGAUGGUCCUCAAGAAAUUCACUUAGAAAUGGUUUUAAGACUUUCUGUUAAUAAUAACUUUCAACAAAUUCAUAUUGAACAAGGAUAUUCUUGUUUAAAAAGAUGUUAUCAAAAUGAUAUAGGUUGUAAAGUGAAUAAUACACUUGAAAUUUUAUAUCAAUUUAGAUCAAUUCCAACAAUUACUCAUUUACCAUCUUAUGGAAUUGAAGUAGCAAAAAUAGGUUCAAGAUUUUCACCACCUUAUACUGUUGAAUACAUAUUAGAAACAGCAAAUAGAGAUUAUUUCACAAUAGAACAACAUAAUUUUUGGGGAAUAUUAAAAAUAAUAAAACCUAUAAGAGGUAAACAACAAAUAGAAAUUAAAAUACAUAUUUAUGCAAAAAGUAGAUCCCAAAUUUUGAUGGGACAUACAAUAGCAAUAAUAUAUCUUAAUAUUGAUGAUUACAGAUUACAUUGA
Strongyloides ratti is the source of this 2742-nucleotide messenger RNA. RefSeq names its product Epidermal growth factor-like domain and EGF-like calcium-binding domain and Insulin-like growth factor binding protein, N-terminal domain-containing protein. NCBI's taxonomy places the organism in Eukaryota, Metazoa, Nematoda, Chromadorea, Rhabditida, Strongyloididae. The transcript is spliced from 9 exons. The record is from RefSeq and is a predicted model, not a curated record. Gene Ontology annotation, biological process: extracellular matrix organization. The coding region runs from base 1 to 2742 and encodes 913 amino acids. Gene Ontology annotation, molecular function: calcium ion binding; peptidase activator activity.